Zootermopsis nevadensis is the source of this 3566-nucleotide messenger RNA. RefSeq names its product leishmanolysin-like peptidase, invadolysin (gene Invadolysin). NCBI's taxonomy places the organism in Eukaryota, Metazoa, Arthropoda, Insecta, Blattodea, Termopsidae. Gene Ontology annotation, molecular function: metalloendopeptidase activity. Gene Ontology annotation, cellular component: membrane; cytoplasm. Gene Ontology annotation, biological process: proteolysis; cell adhesion. The record is from RefSeq and is a predicted model, not a curated record.
AAUUCACUCCUCAGUCGGUUCCCGAUAGUCGUGGUGGUAGUUGCGAGAGAGCGUCCAUGUAGUGCAAGAAUCAAACAUGGCCGCGAAGGAGAAGUGGAAGUCGCGUUGUUUUUUGUUCCUUUCGAUAUUUGUAAUGUAUGUGAAUGGAAUGUUUGUUCAUAGACACUGUAGCCACGUUCAUCCGAAACCUGAUGAGGUCAUAGGUGACGUCCACAUCGAACCCGCCCACGUUGUGAAGAAGAGAAGCAUAGACCAGCCACUCAGGAUCCUGCUGUAUUACGACGAAAGUGUGUACAGGCUCGAUAGGGAGAAAUUUGAGCUGAUAAAUAAUACGAUAUUGCCAGAGGCGGUCCACUUUUGGGAAAUGGCUCUCAUGGUCAGAAAGACUAACAGCGUAAUACGGCUGAACAGAAAAUGCGAGAACAACCAGGUGUUCUACAGGAAAGGUGAACCUUAUCCAUACUGCAAAAAUGCCUGUGAAGAGAGGACGAUGUGUGGCGAAGUUCAAGUACCAGAACACCAUCUAGAAGUGUGUAGGACGUGCAAUGCGACGGGCCAGGACUGCGGCACGUUGAAUUCCGACAGAGGUCCCGGGAUUGACGGAGCUGAUUUCGUGUUUUAUGUAUCGGCGAUGGAGACAGAAAGGUGCCACAAAGGAAUGACUGUGGCGUACGCAGCACACUGCCAACAGGAAGCAGCACUAGAUAGGCCGAUAGCGGGACACGCUAACCUGUGCCCCCAGAGCAUAAGUACAAAGCCGCAAGAACUUGAGAUAUUGCUUUCAACGGUGAAACAUGAAAUCCUUCAUGCCUUGGGCUUCUCAGUCAGUCUGUAUGCGUUCUACCGUGAUGAGGAAGGAAAUCCGCUAACUCCACGAGGGGACUCUGGCAAGCCACAUCUCAACGAGAGGCUUCUGACUCGACAGUGGAGUGAUCGUGUGAUUAAAUCAGUAGUGCGCAGAAACUGGCUCGUUCAUGGUGGUCGAAUGGAUCGAGAGGUGCAGGUGAUGGUCACCCCUCGAGUGGUGGAGGAAGUGCGCAACCACUUUGGUUGCUGGGAACUGGAGGGAGCCGAGUUGGAGGACCAGGGGGAAGAGGGAACUGCUCUCACACACUGGGAGAAAAGGGUGUUCGAGAAUGAAGCCAUGACAGGAACGCACACGCAGAACCCUGUUUACUCACGCAUCACUCUGGCACUGAUGGAGGACACGGGUUGGUACCGUGCCAAUUACAGCAUGGCACAGCCCCUCAGCUGGGGCAAGGACUUCGGCUGUGACUUUGCAAUGAAGAGCUGUAAGGAGUGGAUGGACAAUAAGACCAUGAGUGGUAAAUCAAUACACCCGUUCUGCAACAAGGUGAAACGCGAUCCCUUGGAGACGGAGUGUACCGAAGACCGCAGCUCCGUGGCUCUCUGCAAUCUGGUGGAGCACCAAGAUAAACUUCCAGUAAUGUACCAGAAUUUUGACUCGAUCCCACAUGUGAAACCGGGGCAGGAGAGCUACUUCGGUGGUUCUGUUUCAUUGGCCGACUACUGUCCAUAUAUCCAGGAGUUCACGUGGCGUUCCAAGAAUGUGAUUGUGCGGGGUUCCCACUGCCAGUACAACGAGAAUAAUCCAAGUCAAGAAAAGAACUUUGCGCUGGAGCAGUAUGGAUCAAACUCUCGAUGUUUUGACCACACGAAUCAAAUGUGGGAAGAAUGCUCAUGUCAACAAGUGCGGCGGUGGCAGCACUGGGGUUCUGGGUGUUACCAGUUCACUUGCCAGGCGGGCCGGUUGCACAUUAUGGUGGCAAACUACACAUAUACAUGUUAUUUCCCAGGGCAAGAGUUGUCCAUUCUCAUAAUAUCAAAUGGUUGGCUUCAUAGGGGCGCUCUCGUGUGUCCACCCUGCGAGGACCUAUGCCAGGUGGAGUUGCUGCAGUUAGGAGAUAGAUGUAAACCGGCCUCAGUGCUGCCUCCAUUGGCCGUGUACCACAAAGAUGAACUGACAUGCAGCUCCGAGCGCCGCGUCGCCUCCCUUGCUCUGACUGUGAUACUAGCACUGGCAGCCGCUGUCAUCAGGUGGCCUUGAUAACUAGCUGUCGCCUAGCAAACCACAUUCCACCCCUUUGUAGGAUGUAAUACACUUGCCAGCUGUGAUACUUGACGUCACAUUCCUUCCUGUACAGACGUGUACAUAAGACACUAAUAAUCCAGACCUGUGUUCUGGAACUCAGGUAAAUAAGAAAUUUUGAGAAAGACUUUUAAAGGAAUUGCUUGGCGAAGUGUGCCCCGUUCACUGUACAAUGUGGUCUUUAAGAGCUGAACUUUACGUUGAUGUAAGCAGUAGUCAUCGUUUCUGAAGAUGUAAGUGGCGCGACGGAAAGUACGUCGGCUCAAAUGCCGUAUAGUUACGACUUCAUCGAGUUAUUGACCUGUGAUAAAAAUGUGGGAUUGAGGCAGACUGUUUGUUCCUGUAAAGACUUUUGGUUGCUCAAAGUUUCUGGUUAAGAAACAGGCAAUACAGAACUAGUAUUUACACUGCACAUUAAAAUCUGCCACGUCUCUUGGGCUGUGCUUAAAUUUGUGGCAUUUUGAUUCUGUAUAUUUAUAAUUAUGAUUUGAGAUAUCUCAAUUAUGGCAGUUCUUACGGCAGCAAGUUUUAAGGUGACUGACGUCUGGGAUCUUGCAUCAUGUAAUCUCUUAAAAAAUCACCAAUGAUAUUUCAGAGGUACCGCCUUUGAAACUAAAGUCUGGGUCUUAUGAGGCCAUAUGAAAGAAGGUCUCAAGAGACAGUCACCGGGAGUGGGUCUCCUUCCAUUGGAACUUUAAACGCAUUUAUUGAUAGGUCUUUAGCUAAUAAUUUUGGCCGGCGUGUGUAGUAAUGUAAUUCUGUGACAUGUUCACUGCGCUACUUAAAAUGUUCCUCAUAACUAGGAGCAAAUCAGAAUCUGGAUGAUGAUAGAUCAAUCACACAAACAUAUCCAAUUACAAUUUUGUCUGGAAACACGUUGUACGACGUCGCUCGGAAGGUUAAUAUUAAAAUGAAUCUUACAGACGUGGGUUAUGUGAGGAUGCAAAAACCAGAUUCUAGUGGCUUAGUGUAUGGUUCAAGGUUGAUAUUUAACAAUGAUGUACCAACUAUAAAGUUGGUGAAUGGUGUAGUGAUGAUUAUGUACGGUGAAAUGGGAAGGUCUGGAUCUUUUUCAAGAUAGUAUCCGAAAAAUUCAGAUGGGACUGAGGAAAAUUAUGUUAGAAUUAUCUGAAUAGGCAGUGCUCCAGCCAGAAUUCAAACUUGAUAUCCAUAAAUACAGAUCGGCCAUGUUAAAACUUUAAUUAAAUUAAUUUCUUACAGGAGGUCUUUAUGCACAGAAUAUGGUUCAAAAUCAUUCAAGUGUGUAUUUUGUAGAUACAAGGUGAUGAGCCUCACCCCCACUACCGUCAGACGCGUACCAACUUCUGACAUUCAUACAGUGAACAUGUAAUCUUGUUCUGUUGUUUAUGUUGAAGUGAUAGAAUAUUAACUUUCCUCUCUCAUUGUAAGACUGAGAGAGCUUCGAAGUGUUAAUAAAACCAAAGUGUUUUCGAUA